Messenger RNA from Syngnathus acus (greater pipefish), 2627 nucleotides. RefSeq lists its product as uncharacterized. The record is from RefSeq and is a predicted model, not a curated record. Bases 263 to 1405 code for a protein of 380 amino acids. Gene Ontology annotation, cellular component: nucleus. Lineage: Eukaryota; Metazoa; Chordata; Actinopteri; Syngnathiformes; Syngnathidae. Gene Ontology annotation, molecular function: zinc ion binding; methyl-CpG binding. The transcript has 4 exons.
CCGCCUUCACGCUUUUUAGCCUUUUACGAGCCGCCUUCAAGCCCCCCACCUCCCCCCUCGUCUUCCUCCUGCUGCGCCUGUGGGAUGAGGGGGAGGCAGGGGCAGUGUGAAGAAGGAGGAGGAGGAGGAGGGGGGGCGUUAAUGUGCCGCCCGGGAGAGUGGUUUCCUCUCGCGGUCGGCGGCUGCCGUGACCUUCUGUCACGCUGAUCGGAUAAUUAGUCCCGCCUCCAGGGAAAGUAAACAAAAGGUGCGGACGGCGGCCAUGUCAGGCAUGACGAGCGGCGUGUGCGUGGAGAGCGACCUGUCGUCCGUGCUCCAGCGGAGCUCGGCCUCCUCGCAUCACCACCCCAAUCACCACGGUUACGGAGGCCAAGGCCAGGUGUCCACACUGGCGCCCAUGCUGGACUACAGCAGCGAGAUGGACCGCUACCGCUCGUCCAUCGCCAGCUUCUACAAGACCAACGUAGACGUGGGCAACUUCCCGCAGUCGGCCAAGCUGGCGGCGCGCUUGGCAGCCGCCGCUCCCAUCUUCCCCCCCACCGCCACCAGACUGGGCGCCAUGACCACGGCGCCCUGGGGCUGCCAUGACAACGUCAACCACCCGGCGGCCGUCUUCUGGGGCCGACCCAAAACGGCCGGAGCGCACCACCGCCACCACCCGUCAGCGCCCGCGGGUCACAUGACCCCAUCGCACUCCCACGGGAGUGGCAUGCCUCAGGGCGGGGGAGCGGAGGAGGGGGGAAGGACUGAAAAACACUCAGCCGCCUCGCUACCCGUCACCCAAACGGCACACCACCACCCCAUGGCGCCCAGCAACGCCAACUUCCUGCCCGGCUAUGGUGGGGGGAGCGACUGCGGAGCGGGCAAGCAGGGACACACCCACCCGGAUGUGAUGGGCCUAUCCGAGGGGGGCAGCUGCAACGGGGGCAGUGUUCUGGGAAGUGGCUUCCUGGGGGGACUGGGCUUACCCCCGGGCGUCAUUGUCAUGGCGAUGGGUUCAACGGCGGGCGGGAUGUCAGAUGCCGGCAGCGCUUUCCAGAUGACGGGUGGCCAGCGGGGGCCCGCGGACUGCCAGCAGCACUCUGGCUCCUCGCCCUGCCCCUCCUCAACCUCGCCCUCGUCGUCGGGCGUGGCAGCGGGCGGCGCGGUCCUGUCGCCGCCCUCGUCAUCGUCGUCGUCCUCGUCGUCUAAGAGGAAGCGGAAGCGCUGCGGCGUGUGCGGGCCGUGCCGGCGGCUCAUCAACUGCGGCGUGUGUUCGUCCUGCCGCAACAGGAAGACGGGCCACCAGAUCUGCAAGUUCAGGAAGUGCGAGGAGCUCAAGAAAAAGCCGGGGGGCGGCGGGGGAGGGGCGCUCGAGAGGCCGCCAUCCGUCCCGACCGGCGAGGCCUUCCGGUGGUUCUUCUAGUCUGCGCCGGGGGCCCAAACAGGAAGCGACACUGGCACGUUGGCACUGGACUGAGGACAGUUGGGGCACAAGCUGCCCACUGUUGGCUGCUAGCAGUGGAGAAUCCGUGUGUCACUCCUUCUUUCUCAAAAAUAAGACAGUGACUAAUUAUUUUGAUUUUUCUUUUUUUUUUUAAAUUUGUCACAAAUGUCACAGAUUUUUUAUAUUUUAUUUUCAGGGUGAGGAAAAUGCAAAAUCAAAUUCUAGUAUCGUCUAAAGGUUGCAGUGAUGGUAACUAAUGCGCUAACGUAGCUUUACUUGUGCUUGUCCCCAAACUUCAGCAUGAUGUAAACUCAAUUAAAUAAUCUAAACAAAUUUAGUCCUGUUGGCCAAUUUUGUAUUUUUAAUCUGAACCUUAAAAUGAAUGAUAACAAUAAAUCAUGUAUUUUUCUCACCGUUUAGUUUUGGAUUGGGUGGUACAAUGAUUUAUCGAUCAAUUGACGGCUAAAUCGUUUGAUCACAAUCUGUUUUGAUCUUUUAGAGGCAGUUCAAUUAAAAAUUGUCCUAAUCCUCCAAAUGUCCAUUUUUCAACAGUAAAUAAUCUCUGAUUUCUGUAGUCCCGAUUUCUAUAGUAGUCUGAUUAUCGUUUGGUUGCAGCCCUGAAUUAAAAUAUAAAAAAAUGGUUCUUUUUAAAUUUGUCACCAAUUGAAAAUGGAAAGAAAGAAAGACACACGGACUUUGUCGCUCAGAAGAUGAGCUGUCAGUAAAUACGUUUCGUGAACAACUCGGACGGACCAUGUCUACUGUUUCUUCAACAUGCUGUCAACGGUCCGGCAAGACUUUAUGUGGAUGUGCGUCAAAGGACUACAACUUUCCUCAGGAGGACUACAAGGACCACAAACGCAUUCACGGACCAGACAAAACAAGGAACGAGGAAGUUGCCCGACGAGCGCGCGUGCACGGGUUGCAUCUUUCCGCGUGUGCUAAUCAUCCCCCAUACUGGUGAGGCAGAACGCUGGUCGUCCUUGACAACAGAGCGCCUUGUUGCUAGGAAACUGCUAACAAUGGACCAGCACUUGUGCGCUUCAAUGUGGGCGUGGCGGGGAAAUGCUUCCACACAAUGACAGACACGUUUGGAAUCCCCUGAAAAUGUUUUAUUGUCAUCAAGUGCGUGCGUGUGUGAGUGAAGUCAUCAACAUCCACACUGCUAACUCAAUUUCACAUUAAAUGCACUUAGAAAUAA